Messenger RNA from Oryzias latipes (Japanese medaka), 3419 nucleotides. RefSeq names its product SON DNA and RNA binding protein b (gene sonb). Gene Ontology annotation, biological process: regulation of cell cycle; regulation of mRNA splicing, via spliceosome. Lineage: Eukaryota; Metazoa; Chordata; Actinopteri; Beloniformes; Adrianichthyidae. Gene Ontology annotation, molecular function: RNA binding. The record is from RefSeq and is a predicted model, not a curated record.
GAGCGUUCUUGUUUCCGCCCGGACAUUUUAAAAGUGACGCACACAAAACCAUGGCGGCCAACAUAGAGCAAAUCUUCCAGGAUUUUAUUUUGAAAAAGAUCAGAGAAAUUGAGGAUCAAAGCGAAGACCCCGCCAGCGGUACAGAAGAGGGCAACAGGGGCGACGGCGAAGGGGCCAAGGCCGACGGGGCCCCCCUGGCCCCAGAGCAGCAGAGUUCCCCCCCAAAGAAACAGAAGAAGCACAAGAAACACAGGAGCAAGAAAAAGAAGAAGAAGAACCGGGGGGAGCGGAGCAGUUCAGAGUCUGGAACCGACCCGGAGAGGAACAGGAAACUGACAUCGUCGUCUGAAAAAAAGGAAGCAGGUGAGGAUCAUGGCGGCAAGUCUUCACGCCGCAAGCAGCACUCCACGCGGAAGAAGAAGAAGAAAAAGAAGAGAGGCAGCGACAGCUCGUCUGAUUCCGAUUCUGAAUUGGCGCUGAAGCAGGAGGCUUUUGAAAAAGGGCGGAGUUUAGCAGUGGCGCUGCCUGAUAUAAUCCCUAAACAGGAUAGCUUCAGCAAAGGCAAACGGAGCGAGGAACGCGUUGGGCGGAGCUCCCGUUCUCCAGCCAGCAUCUGUCCUCAGGUCCUGUCCUGCUCCCGGAAAAGGACUCCAGAGCCUCGGUCCAGAAGUGGCUCCCGGUCCGGGCCAGAGUGUCACCUGACCGGCUCUAGCUCCUCUGAGAAGAGGAAGGAACAGGACCUCCAGGGUUCCUCCGCGAGCCUCGAGCAGCUCCCGCCUGCUCACGAGAACGCCAAAGGAGCAGAAGAGGAGGGUUCUGGGAGGAGAACCGCAGAGCUGCCGGCGGUGGAGAAAGAAACAGAAAAGCAAGACUCAGAACGGGCUCCUGAGCCAGAGGCCCUUCAGUCCAGACCGCCUGAGAGCUCCAGGUCCAGUUCUAGCGCCGCCAAGCGUCAAACCAAGAAGAGGAGGAACCGGUCUCCACAGAGGAGCAGCGAAGGAGGAACUUCAAAGAGGCACAAAAAAUCCAGGUCGCCCCGCAGAGGGAGCAGGAAGAGAUCCAAGAGGAGGUCCAGAUCCAGGAGUCCAUCUGUCAGGAGGAGGUCCAGAUCCAAGAGUCCAUCAGGGAAAAGGAGGUCCAGAUCCAGGUCAGCGGAACGGAGGCGGCGUUCGCGCUCACGCAGUCGGCGGAGGGUCGGCUAUAGCCAGAGGGACCGCUGGAAACGCGAGCCGAGUCGCUCCCCCGUGGUCAUCCUCCGGAGAAACAGGUCCCCUGCGCACAAGGAACGGAGUUGCAGCAAGAGCCCCAAGCGGAUCAGUGAGCUGGAUAAGGAGCAGUUGUUAGAAAUUGCUAAAGCCAACGCCGCCGCCAUGUGUGUGAAGGCCGGGAUGCCGGUCCCCGCCAGCCUGAGGACCACGGCGCUCCCUCUGACUCUGCCCAGCGUGGCCAUGAACGCCGCCAUGGCCAGCAUGACGGCAGCCACGGUGACGGCCGCCCUGUCCAACAUGGGGACGCUGUCGUCCCUGCUGUCGCUGCAGUCCAUCGCCAACAGGCCGCAGAUGUUGGGGCCGGGCCAGUGCGCCGCCGCCGCUUUGGAGGAGGCAAAGAAGAAAGUGGCAAAGCAGGCGAACACCCUAAGCAUCAAGGAGUUUACAGACAAAUGCAGGAUGAUCGUGGACAGCUCCGGGGAGCUGCCGGUCGCGGUGCCCCACGUCUCUGACGAAGAGGACGAAACCAAACCUCUGGCAGCAAUUCGAGAGCAAAAAGUCAUCAACAUCAACAUUAACAACGCCACACUUCGUCCUACGGUACGCAGCGAUGCAGGAAUGGCCAAAGAGUUCCCGGUGUCUUCAGGGUCCCAACAUCGAAAGAAGGAGGGGGACGGGCUGAGCGCCUAUGGAGAGUGGGUUGAAGUGGAGCGAAAGACCGAAAAAGCCACAGCUGCCCCCAAAAAGCCCCCGGGAAAUGUUCCACCGGUGAAGUCCUCCUCAACGCCGGGAGAUCCGGCCGCCGUGCCACCGGACGCCGAGCAGGCAGCAAGAAGCGUGGAGAGCGACAGCGUGUUUCCUGAGAUACCUGCACAGCCAGUCGACAUCACUCAGGCUGUAGCCGAGAGGAUAAAGGCUCAGAAGAGGCUGGCCGAGAACCCCAACGACAUCAGCGCCAUGUGCAUGCUGAGCCGGGCUCAGGAGCAGGCGGCGGACGUGCGCUGGUAUCAGGCAGCGACGGUUCAGUGCCAAAGUCAACUGCUAAACGCGCGUCGCACGCCCGGUGUGACGGUAGCAGAUCAGAAAAGUCAAUCUCAGAUGGAUGCAUGGGCCCAAUCCAGCAGCGUUCCGGGUCUCUUCACCGGAUCCACGGGGGCCCAGGUCCUCAGCUCUGAGGAGCUGUCCAGCAGUGGACCUCAGGCGUGGCUGAAGAAGGACCAGUUCCUCCGGGCCGCGCCGGUGUCUGGCGGCGUGGGCGAGUUCCUGAUGAGGAAGAUGGGCUGGAAAACCGGAGAGGGUCUGGGAAGGAACCGCGAGGGCACCGUGGACCCGAUCGUCAUUGACUUCAAGGUGGACCGGAAAGGUCUGGUUGCUGAAGGAGAGAAACCUCAGAAGCAGACGGGGGGGCUGGUGGUUACCAAGGACCUGAUGGGGAAGCAUCCGGUGUCGGCUCUCAUCGAGUUGUGUAACAAACGGAGAAUCGUGCAGCCGGACUUCGUCUUGGUUCACCACAGCGGGCCGGACCACCGCAAGAACUUCCUGUUCAAGGUCACCGUAGACGGCGUGGACUUCCAGCCUCAGACUGCCAGUCCCAACAAGAAGCACGCCAAGGCCAUGGCCGCCACCGUGGCCCUGCAGGCUCUGGGCGAGGUGUCCGCCGAUGGACCGGGACUCUACACCGGCCCGGUCUUCACCGCCGCCUCCACCGGUCCGCUCUUCUCCACGUAAUCAUGGUGGCGAGGAGGGCGCGGCUCGGUUCUCUGGGUUCUGCGGGGGAGGGCGGAGCCACACAUUCCCCAUCACCCUUGUUUAGCUUUAGAUCCAUGAACGUGUGGAGAAGCAGCGGUUCUGACCAACAGGGGGCAGAGCUGAGCUGACCCAGAACUUCAGUGGACGCUGGGUUCUGAUGGGCGUCUGCCAAGCCGAGCCGGAUCCGUCCCGUGACCCAGAACCCUCAGCGGUUCAGGAGAUUUUCAGGAACUCUAGAGAGAGCUGAAAAACCCCUCAGAACCUGGAUUUGGUUUCGCCGUUCUAGACAGAAACUUUCUGUGGAGGAGAUCAUGCUGCCAGAGGACGCCGUUCAGGCGGUACAUCGUCCCGUUUGUCCAGGCUCCGCCCACUGACCGGAGAGAUCCCAGUGAAGGUUGUUUGUUCAUAUCAGUGUAAAAACUUUAUUCAAAGACAAAUAAAGAUUCUAUUUAUGUAAAACAA